Molecule: messenger RNA, 1521 nt
Organism: Colletotrichum chrysophilum
Lineage: Eukaryota; Fungi; Ascomycota; Sordariomycetes; Glomerellales; Glomerellaceae
Exons: 4
Coding region: 1-1521 (506 amino acids)
Molecular function (GO): heme binding; acyl-CoA dehydrogenase activity; flavin adenine dinucleotide binding
Source: RefSeq, a predicted model, not a curated record
AUGGCCGCAAAGACGUACUCCCGCGACGAGGUCGCAAAGAACAACCACGAUGAGUCCCUCUGGUGCAUCAUCGACGCCAAGGUCUACGACCUGACAGACUUCCUCGACGCCCACCCGGGCGGCGAGUCCGUCCUCCGCCAGGUCGCCGGCCGCGACGCCACCACCGAGUUCUAUAACCUCCACCGCCAGGAGGUCCUCACAAAGUACGACAAGACCCUCGUCAUCGGCACCGUCGCCGGCGAGGAGCCCUCCGUCGUCGUCCAGCAGCCCGGCGAGCUCUCCGUCGUCCCCUACGGCGAGCCCCUCUGGCUCACGCCGCAAUUCAAGUCCCCCUACUUCUCCCCCUCCCACCGCGCCCUUCAGCGCGCCAUCCGCGAGUUCACCGACACCCACGUCACCCCCGAGGCGCUGCAGGCCGAGGAGAGCGGCGACUACAUCUCCCAGGAGCUCAUCGAGCGCAUGUCCAAGGCCGGCGUGCUGCACAUGCGCCUCGGCCCCGGGAAGCACCUCCACGGCGUCGAGCUGCUCGGCGGCGUCGUCAAGGGCGAGGAGUUUGACUACUUCCACGACAUGAUUGUCAGCCAGGAGCUCGCGCGGACAAACUGCCGCGGGUUCCAGGACGGCAACAUGGCCGGCAUGACCAUCGGCCUGACCGUCGUGCUCAACUUUGCCAACUCCGAGGCCCUCAAGAAGAAGGUGUCGGAGGAGGUGUUCAGCGGCAAGAAGAAGCUCUGCUUGGCCAUCACGGAGGCUUUUGCCGGCAGUGACGUCGCAGGGCUGAGGACGACGGCAGAGAAGACGCCUGACGGAAAGCACUACUGGAUCACCAACGGCGUGUUCUGCGAUUACUUCGUCACCGGCGUCAAGACCGACAAGGGCCUCAGCGUCCUCCUCAUCGAGCGCGGCGAGGGCGUCAACACCAAGCCCAUCAAGACCUCCUACUCUCCCGCCGCCGGCACGACGUACAUCACCUUCGACAACGUCAAGGUGCCCGUCGAGAACCUGCUGGGCCAGGAGAACAAGGGCAUCCACGUCAUCCUGAGCAACUUCAACCACGAGCGCUGGACCAUGGCUUGCGCCACGAUCCGCCAAUGCAGAACCGUCGUCGAAGAGUCCCUCAAAUGGUCCCACCAACGCCUCGUCUUCGGCAAGCGCCUCAUCGACCAACCCGUCAUCCGCCAAAAACUCGCAAAGAUGAUCGCCCUCACCGAGGCAAACCAGUCCUGGCUCGAGACAAUCACCUACCAGAUGUGCAACAUGCCCUACAAGGAACAGGCCAAGCACCUCGGCGGGCCCAUCGGCCUGCUCAAGAUGUCCGCCACCCGCGCCGCCCACGAGAUCGCCGACGAGUCCGUCCAGAUCUGGGGCGGCCGCGGCCUCACCCGCACCGGCAUGGGCCGCGUCGUCGAGAUGUUCAACCGCACCUACAAGUUCGACGCCAUCCUCGGCGGCGCAGAGGAGGUCCUCGGCGACCUGGGCGUCCGGCAGGCCAUGAAGUUCAUGCCCAAGUCAAGGUUGUAA